Messenger RNA from Thelazia callipaeda (thelaziosis nematode), 402 nucleotides. Lineage: Eukaryota; Metazoa; Nematoda; Chromadorea; Rhabditida; Thelaziidae. The record is from the annotation of a GenBank genome assembly.
UUGCAGCUAGCGAUAGCUUAUGUUAUUAUCGGCUUAGCAGUGAUAACAGCAUCAUUAGACUUAUGCAGUUCAACGCUUAAACGAACAUUCACAAAGUUGCAUUAUUUCGGAAGAAAAAUUCGCGGAGCACGCCGUGGUUUUUCUAAUGUUAGCGAUGAUAUCCGAGAAGCAAUAAGAAUUAUCGCAGCUCUUAAAAAAACAAGGCCAAGCAAAGAACGUAUAACAUUGGAGGAUUUGAAACGAUUCCUUGAGGUGCAAGAACAUCUGAUCAGGCAACCUUACGUGCCCUACAAUGUUCAUAUAUUUCGAUGGAUCGAAGAUGCUUAUGCGCAAUAUUUUGACGAAGCAUCAUCAAGCGAAAAAGAAAAGAACUCGACAGCUGACCCCAUAUUGUUUUUUUGA